Molecule: messenger RNA, 1350 nt
Organism: Uloborus diversus
Lineage: Eukaryota; Metazoa; Arthropoda; Arachnida; Araneae; Uloboridae
Gene: l(3)77CDf
Product: phosphatidylserine synthase-like
Biological process (GO): phosphatidylserine biosynthetic process
Molecular function (GO): L-serine-phosphatidylethanolamine phosphatidyltransferase activity
Source: RefSeq, a predicted model, not a curated record
AUGGCGAAGUCUGUGAGAGUUGGAAAUGAUACUUCUAGUGUUUACGAUAAUUUUUGCUAUGUAAAUGAACGCCCUGUUGAUGAUAUAUCAUUAGAAUUUUUUUACAAACCUCAUACUAUUACUUUGUUGACUGUGGCGGUUGGUGCUGUCUUGUAUUCUGUGUUUACUCGGAAUGAUGAUAACAUUCAGAACAACAUCUGGGAUGGAAUUCGAUGCAUUUGCUUUUUCUUCUUGAUAAUCAGUGUUUUAGCUUUUCCGAAUGGGCCGUUUAUCAGACCACAUCCUGCAAUAUGGAGAUUAGUGUUUGGUGUCAGUGUCAUCUAUUUACUUGGACUUCUCUUCUUGUUAUUUCAAAGCUAUGAUACUGUGAAAGGGAUUAUGUAUUGGUUUUAUCCUGAACUGAUUGAAUUUCGAAUUGAUACAGAAAAAGAAUAUGGAGUAAACUGCUCAGACAUAACUUUUGAGCGUGUAUGGAGUCAUGUGGAUGUUUUUGCUUUUGGCCAUUUUUUUGGUUGGGCAAUGAAAGCUAUGUUAGUGAGACAUUAUGGCAUUUGUUGGACAAUAAGUGUCACCUGGGAAAUCACUGAGGUUGCAUUUGCUCAUUUAUUGCCAAAUUUUGUGGAAUGUUGGUGGGAUGCUUUAAUACUUGAUAUUCUGCUCUGUAAUGGUAUUGGAAUCUACCUUGGUAUGGUGUUAUGUCGCAAAUUAGAAAACGAAACUUAUGAAUGGGAAAGCAUUAAGUCUAUUCCAAGUACUAAGGGAAAGAUUCGUCGAGCUGUUCUUCAAUUUACUCCUGCUAGAUGGUUAGAUCCUAACUGCACUUACAUGCGUUUUUUUGCUGUCUACCAAUUGGUAUUUUUUUGGCAGGUAUGUGAUUUAACUUUUGAAAAUUAAACCACAUUUUUCUUAAAACAUAUUUUUGAGAUUCCACCAGGUCAUCCCUUAAGUGUGGGAAGAAUAGCGUUGAUUGGAUUGAUUGUGGCUCCUACCUUAAGGCAGUAUUAUAGUUAUGUCACUGAUCCAAGGUGCAAGAGAGUUGGUACACAAUGUUGGGCUAUCACAUUGACUGAAGCCAUAAUCUGUGCAAAAUUUGGUUUGGAACUUGUUGCUAGAACUCAAGUUCAAAAUAUUCUACUUUGGUUGCUCAUUCAGUUGGUGAUGACAUUUAUUUGCCUCUAUAUCUGUGUUCUUGUUGCUAAAGGAAAUCAGUCAGUAUCAGAGUGUGAUAUUAAUAAAGAUAAUCAACCUUCCUUGAUUCAGGAAGAAAGUGUGAUAAAAUCCUCAAGUCAUCAUCACAGCAAGGCUGUUAAAAGAAAACUAAGGGCUGCCAAUGGCCCCAUGAAGAACUAG